UAUUCAAAGGACAAGGAUCGUAAGCAACAACGUAUCGAAGAAAAGGAAAAGCUCGUUCUAAAAAAGCUCUUAAAUGAACCCAGAAGAAAGAUAGAUGAGCUUUGCAGUGAACUUGACAGGACCUGCUUUACUAUUACCGAUGAAAUCUUGAACUAUGGCAAUACGUUGAUCGCGUACAGGGAUCUGUGGAAAGGGAUGGCGGGUGUUCUAACAUUGUCGCGAACGAGGCUUCAAUUUCAACCACCUCUCAACUGGGAGAAUUUUAACUCGAAGAUGUGGAGCAUAAGGAAGGACUAUGUUCCCUUGACUUAUGCUAGACUUAUGAUUGCUGGAGCAUUUUUGAGCGGAGGAUUGGAGCUUAAUACCACUAGAAAACAGAAUUUACUGAUCAUCGGUCUUGGGGGAGGAGUUAUCAACAAUUAUUUCUCACAGAUGGAAAACCAAGUGGUAAGACUCCUCCGAUGUUGGGACAUGUGCGAUUUCAGUUGA
This is a messenger RNA of Cylicostephanus goldi, 489 nucleotides long. Lineage: Eukaryota; Metazoa; Nematoda; Chromadorea; Rhabditida; Strongylidae. The record is from the annotation of a GenBank genome assembly.